GUCUAUGAACCGUAAGUUUCUCACUGUGAGUUCAAACUGUUUUUUUUGUCGUCCAUGAUUUAUUUCUUUUGCAGUUGUUUAAUAAUUGAAGCAUAUGUAUUAAAAUUGGACCAAGAAAAACUUUGCCAAGAAGCCUCUUAUUGAUUGACAUUCUAAAAUAUGUCAGAAGUUGCCCCAUCUCAUCUGCAAAAAAACACGAUAAAGUGAGAAAUGCUAUAACAGCAAAAAAUCGAGAGAAAAGAAUGAGGAAUUUAAAUAUCACAUAUGCUAAAUGCCGUAAGCGAAGGAGGACUGUCAACAACAAUUCUAGAUGCAGUUCAGGUUCAGCUGCUAAUGUGUCCCUGGAAGAGGGGCUGUCAUCCCCCAUAGUUGAAAGGACAGUGUACCACUGCCCCUACUGCUCUUUUUGGCAUCAGACACUUGAUGGCUUUCAUGGCCAUUUAACUAAGAAUCACCAACAAGGGGAUCAAACGUACCAAUGCACGUACUGCCACUUAACCGCGGAUUCUCGCCGCGAUAUUUGGAAUCAUAUACAUCGACUUUCGCAGAAAGAUAGCGUCCACAAAAGAGCUACAUGUCUCGUGCGCUCGGAAAAUCUUAUCGAACGCUACGCUGUUUAUCUGAAAACAGUGCAGGUGCCAGCAUCUGCCAAAUGUGGUCAACUGUCCCAAAAUUCCAUCAGUGUCAAUGACUCUUUCCCUCGCGAACCAAUCAAAAAUAUUGAAUUGACUCCCGAUUCUGAAAAUUCUCCAUCAUUUGAAACCGACGAAGACCUCCUCACUUUUGACGGAAGUCCAAUCUCAAUGUUCACCGACGUUACUGUACCGUUAGUUGACUGCGUUAAAAAUAAUUCGUCAUUUGGACUUCAGCUUGACAAGGUUCAACUCAUGGCAGAUGAAGAUUCUAUUGGAUCUAUUCCUAAGAAAAGGCGAAUCGACGAAAAUCUGAAGAAUGACUUACGAAUCUUGAACAAAUCUGAAAUUAAUAAUACCUCAAAUACUCUUUCAGGAAUCCGUCGUAUCUCAAAACAAGCGGAUAGCGAGUCAGAGAAAGAUACGUUACAAUCUCAUGACAAUUUAUUAAACCGUUCUAAACAACGUCACCGACAAUCAAAUGAAAAUAUGUUCCAAACCAAUGGCUCCUGUGGCAGCAGCGAAAGCGAUCUGGUCAAUGACGAUUCAGAUUUAGACACGCGUGCACCGUCAUCCUCAUCAUCUUCGGAAUAUUCAGAUUGGUCAAACGAAACAGAAGUGAACUUGGAACCACCACGAUUUACUAGAGCAAGCAUAUCUAAACCAAGACUUCGCAGGAACUCAGAUAAGAAGCCCAUUCGAGCGUGUGAUGUAUUGUUUUCUCUCACUCCACGCAGACUGCCUUUUUAUCCUCAAAUAGGCGAUGAAGUCGUGUAUUUUAGACAAGGUCAUGAACUCUAUUUGGACAUCGUCAAACAAAAGAAACUUUACAAAUUCAAUCCUCGCUCUCUUCCUUGGUACAGCGAGACCAUUGGUGAACAAGAAUUCGUUAAAAUUAUUGGUAUAAAGUAUGAGAUCAAACCUCAAAUGACGUAUUUUUUGAAGCUUGGUUGCAUGGAUCCAGCUACAAGAACGUUAACAGGGAAAUCCUUCAUCGUGAAAUAUCACGAUAUUGAAGAAGUGUUGGAUUUUUUUGUACUUCAACAGGAUUAUGAUUUGGCUAUCCAGCGUACUUGGCAACCGGGCGACUGCUUUAGAAGUGUCGUAAGGAAUGUCCGUGGUAUCCAAGUUUGGUGGGAAGGAUUAAUCGAGGAACGCGAACCUCUAAGUAACCAAUUUCCCGAUUCCCCGUUCCUUUGUUACCGCAUCAGAUGGAAAAAUAAUAAACUUGACCGCGCUAGUCCAUGGGACUUGGAAAAACCCGAUCCAAAUAGAAGACCUACUAACCAUGAGGCAGGUGUUGGAACGCUACCGCAAGAGAUAUCCAACUUAUUGUACAAACCGUUGGCGGAAGAAUGGUCCCCAAUAGGGGAUAGAGACACAGAGUGUGACCGAAUUUCUGCGGGUUUCAACAAGGUCAUGGAUAUGUACGUGGCGAAACAUUUUUUGGUGCCCGUGAAUCUCGAACUGUACCCUACCUACGCUUCCGUUGUCAAGUAUCCAAUGGAUCUGUCUACAAUCAAAGCAAGACUGGAAAGCCGUUUCUAUCGACGAGUGUCUGCGGUUCAGUAUGAUGUACGCCGUAUAUACAUCAACGCAUUUAAAUUCAAUCUACCAACGUCAGACAUUGUUCGAAAUUCAUCAGUCGUUUCGGACUUGUGUCUUGAGAUUAUCCGAAACAGGGAUUCUAAUGACGUCAAAGCCUUGUACCAACAGGUUUUGGAAAAAUACAGAAUCCGGGAUGAAAAAGAAGAAAAAGCUGCAGAGCAAAUCAGAAACGCUGAAAAGGAUAAAACGUUGGACGAUCCAAAACCAAAAAAAAAAAAACCAACUCCUUUAGCCACGACUUCUGAUCCAUGCUGGAAACAGCAGUGUAAGGGUCUAUUAGAAAUCUUAAAACAGUCCGAAGAUGCAGUUCUGUUCAGCGAGCUAGCCAAAGUUCAAGACGAACCAGAUUAUCUUCAGGUGAUGGACUACCCGAUGGAUUUGGAGACAGUGCACGAAGAACUUAGGCUUAACAGCUACGCAACGCCGAUAGAUUUCGCAAGAGAUAUCCGUGUUAUUUUUGAAAAUUCCAAAAGCUAUUUUACCAAUAAAAAAUCGCGCAACUGGUGCAUGACCGCUCGAUUGUCGGCCGUGUUUGAAGAACACAUUAGCAAAAUUCUUACUUCCUUUAAGCAGCCGGACGAGUCACCUAACCAAUCCGUGGGCUCAAACUCGAAAGACGACAACUCGAAAGAGCAUGAAUCAUUUUCACCAAUGGCUUCAACCAAUGAAACUGUUCAAGAAGUUGGAGAUACUAUAGAAAACAACAAUAUUAUAUCUCGUCACACCAAUAAAGAACAGGCUGUCGUCGAGGCGAGCUCUUCUACUCAGCUGGCAGAUGCAGAUGAACAAAUAUCCGUCUGCAAUGCGUCAGUCAUUGACGGCGCAGAUGGCGUCAACGAACGCAAUACAGACAUUCCCGACACGAGUUUUGAAAGAGAUAAGCUCGUAGACAAAAAGAAAACAUUGUUGAGUGAGAAAGAACAGUCGGAUAUCGAUAUUGAAAAUGGAUACCGUGAACUGGAGACAAUCAAAGCUGAUAUCCAAAAGGAUAUCCAACUAUUGUCGGAAGAACAGCAACAAAUCAAUGCAUACUAUUCCUUUUUGUUGGAACACGGCGAAGAUAGAGACGGGUCGGAUGCCAAAACCUCCAAAGUAUCCAAGUUGACUUCACUGUUAGCGCUCAAAAAAAAGAUCAAUGGCCAGCUGGUACAUUGUACAAAGCAAAAGUUAACUCAAGAACUUUCAUGGAGAGAACACCAAGCAACUGCGUUGAAACUCGAACUUAGAUUGAAUUUGCUGGAUCCAUGUGAAAAUGCGCUAGAAUUCAGAACAGUUGAAAAAAUGCUAGCCGAGAAAAGAAAUCACGAAAUCCAAUCAGAAGGCGAAUUAAAUUUGACCAAAGGCGAGAUCGUGGCGUUAGAAAAGGAGCAAAAAGAUAUGGAUCGCCAAAUAUCGGAUUUGAAAGCCAUGCACGACAAAAUGACUGAAAUGGAAACUAGGAAGACGGCGAUACAACUUCAAAUACUAAACAAAAAAUCAAAGGAAAAUGAUCUGAUAGAAGACCUUACUAAACGCAUAACCGCAUGGAAGACGCUUGAAAUGAAGUUGAUUCAGAUCCUUUAUGAAGAAGCCAUUGGCGACAUAGAGAAGAUUGCGAAAGAAAAAUUCAAUAAAUUGAAUCAGCUUGUAGAGGGUUCCCUCAAACGAUAGACCAUAGACGAAUUGCUUCGUCAUAAGUGUUUUACUAAUCCUACGUCAGUCAGUCGGUCUUCUAAUUUCAAUCGAUGACAGUUUUGCUCUCUUCUACUUAAAAAAUAUCAAUUUAAUGUUCACUUUCCGAAGAAGUUUUCAUUUUUCUGCUACUUGAAGUAUUUGAUUAACGGAACUAACAUGCAUGUUUCUCUUCUGUUUGAUAAGUUGUGUAACCAAACUGAUUCCAAAACAUGAAAUCCAUGUAUUGAUACGCAACUAAUAUGCAUGAAAUUAUUUUAAAAAUGUAGAAAAUUUUGCGUAUUUCUUGCACUACUAACAGAUACAGAAUAUAAACAGGAAGAAAACAUA
This is a messenger RNA of Daphnia magna, 4241 nucleotides long. Its product is annotated as bromodomain and WD repeat-containing protein 3. Gene Ontology annotation, biological process: cytoskeleton organization; regulation of transcription by RNA polymerase II; regulation of cell shape. The record is from RefSeq and is a predicted model, not a curated record. Gene Ontology annotation, molecular function: protein binding. Gene Ontology annotation, cellular component: nucleus. Bases 243 to 3890 code for a protein of 1215 amino acids. The transcript has 10 exons. NCBI's taxonomy places the organism in Eukaryota, Metazoa, Arthropoda, Branchiopoda, Diplostraca, Daphniidae.